This is a messenger RNA of Chinchilla lanigera (long-tailed chinchilla), 1100 nucleotides long. It is a transcript of the gene Pex11g, whose product is annotated as peroxisomal biogenesis factor 11 gamma. The record is from RefSeq and is a predicted model, not a curated record. Gene Ontology annotation, cellular component: peroxisomal membrane. Bases 48 to 635 code for a protein of 195 amino acids. Lineage: Eukaryota; Metazoa; Chordata; Mammalia; Rodentia; Chinchillidae. The transcript has 4 exons. Gene Ontology annotation, biological process: peroxisome fission.
CGCCCCCAGGCGCGCCGCCGUCCCGGUGACGUCACAGCGGAGUUGCCAUGGCGGUAGUGAGCGGCCUGGCGUCGGCGCUGGAGUCGUACAGGGGUCGCGACCGCCUGAUCCGGACGCUGGGGUACUGCUGCCAGCUGGUUGGCGGGGUCCUGCUUGAACGAUGUCCGGCCAGGUCGGAAGUGGGGACGCGCCUGCUGGCGGUGUCGGCCCAGCUGAGCCACUGCAGGACUGUCCUGCGACUCUUUGAUGACCUGGCCAUGUUUCUUUACACAAAGCAGUACGGCCUGGGGACCGAGGAGGAGGACGCCUUUGUCCGAGGGGUGUCAGUGCUGGGCAACAUUGCUGACCAGUUCUACUACCCGUGUGAGCACCUUGCCUGGGCCGCCGACGCCAAGGUCCUGCACGUGGACUCUGCCCGGUGGUGGACGCUGAGCACGGCUCUCUGGGGCCUCUCCCUGCUCCUGGGGGUGGCCAGGCUUGCCGCAGUCCUGCCUCAGCCUCCUGAAUGCGGGAUGACAGGUGUGAGCCACCAUGCCUGGCUUCCUUCCUCUACCUUCAGAGCCGGCAGUGAGCGCAGUGUCUGCCAGUGUCUGACUCUGAAGCUCCUGCCUCCCUCUUAUGAGGACCCUUGGUGACACGGGCCCCAGAAGACCCAUGUUCACCUCCCGUCUCAGUGUCCUUCACUUUGUGCCCUGGAUACACGGGGGACACUGUAGGUCCCGGGAGGGGUUAGGAUGUUGACAUCUCAGGGAGGGACCGUGAUUCUGCCCAGCAGACCCAAGGGGACUAACUCCAGGGCCCGGAGGGAAGCAGCCAGGGUGGCGGCCUUGCCUGGGGGUCCCUGGGCGCCUGCUUGCCUUGUCAGCAGAGCACCCAGAGAAAGCGGCCAGCUGCUUCCUGACUGCUUCCGUGCUUCCCCAAGUGAGUUUCUACAACUUCCCAACAGCGGUUUCCUCCCCAGUGUCUUCCGCUUUGCAAAUCUGCUGAGUUGUCUUGUUCAGAAGCCCCUGCCCUGAGCCAUGCCAGGUAAUCCCAGCACUCUGGGAGGCUGAGGCAGGAGGUUUGCAAAUUUGAGCUCCGCCUGGGGAAUUUAAUGACUU